AAUGGGGAAGUCCAAGGAUGACGGACAUGUUGUCAACAAGGAUGCCUAUCAACGGAUUAAUUUUCUGUACCAGGCAGCUUAUCAGUCCCUGAACAGGAGUCCAGCAGACCUGAAUCUCUGUAAAUUCUAUGUAAACAUCAUGAAGACCAUCACUAAACGACUGGUACUGAGACUGCAUCCAGAUAUGAAGAGAAACUUCUGCAGGAAAUGUUGUGUUCUACUGGUCCCGGGUCUCUCUGCUACAGUCAGGACUAAAGGAAAGCGUGAAAAACACACAGUUGUAACCUGCCUAGAAUGUAAAACUAUCAAAAGGUAUCUUUGGUGUGAGAAUCAUAAGUUAUGGGUAGACCAUCCAGAGUUAUGGCUAAAGAGAGACGAAUGUACAUGAAAGCAGACAGCUGAAUAUUGUCUGAGGACAGUAGACAUGGCACACUGGGACCUGUGAAUCAGGGUAUUGAAGGACACUGACAUUGAAGGUAGUGGACAUGGGACUUCAUACUCGAAAUGUUGAAGGAUAUAAGUACGCCAUGCUCUCUGGAACCUAGAAGGCAGUAGGUACUGGAACCUCAGAAAAUCUAAAGAUUGAAGGAAACACACCAUAGUUUCUGGGACUUUUAAGGCUAAAAAUGGCUUAGGAUAUACACCAUGCUAGACUUGGUGAGCCUCUUGGACCUAGAAGGCACUCAAUAUGCCAUAUGGUAGGACUCUGGUACAUGGAAGAAAGUACAUGCAGAUAUCAUAAUUCAUUGACCGUGAAGGUAAUAUGGACAAGAGUGGUGCUAAAUACUGGGAAAGACAGUGGAUAAGUUAAUAACUUGUGGUAGUGUCUACAACUGUACUCUCUAUGGUGAGGAGGUGUAAUGUGUACAAUCAAACUGUAAACUUGUUCAUGAUCAGUUCAUACAUAUUACAUCGCCUGGGAAAUUUGAAAAAAAAUAAUCCCUCUAUAAGUAGCAAAAAAAUGUCUGAAGCUGUUGUAUGAGAGAUGGUAAUUUGAGAAUUUUUUUUUUUUAGAAAUCUGAAAUAAUAUACAUAUGACACAUUUACUCAGUGGCUACCAUACUCAGUGUACUCAGAUUUCUGAUAGGUUUUCCUACCCACCUUUGGAGGACGGUUAUAGGUCAAAAGGACCCUCGAUAUCACAGGGUACAAAAAGGGAGAACAUGAGUGAAGUGGUCUGGUGGUCCGGACACUGGGUGAAAAGUUUACCGAGUGUGUGAGUAUGAUGUUGCUGUGUAACUGUUGAGUACCAUAAUACAAAUGAAGAAAUUUAAUUUGUCUGUGUUCUCUCAACUGGCAAAGUUUGUUUACGUCACACACACUUCAGAUUUAUGUGACAACAGACAAUACUGUUGGUUUUCUUGAGAGCUAAGCUUUAAGGAGUCAACUUGGUUAUCACGAGGAAAUUCAUAUACUCAUGAUUGGAAUGGUGGGUCUGUUGAAAUUGGUCAUCACUUCUAUGAUCGUUGGACAGACAUAUAUGUUUUGAUGAUAUCAACAGACUGCAUGUCCAGAUCAAAUUCAACAAUUUUUAAUUAAUGAAAUGAUACAGUUAUGCUAUCUGGCAAUAGAUGAAAAAUACUUUAAUACAAACACAUUGUAAUAUGUUACUUUUAAUUUGAUUUCACAUUCCAUGUGAUCAAUAGUAAUAGCUACAAAUGAAACCAUUUAAACAUAAUGAAUGAACACAUGGCACUAUAAAUGAAAAAGUAACAUAAAUCACCAAUUAGAACUACACGACCUAUGUACUGUUUACAAUGUCAAGCAUGAUUAUGAUAACUAACUGUAGUGGAACCUUGUCACAGCACUAGAUGUUACCUACAUACUUUCUAUCCCCAGGACGGAUAUGACUGCAUAUUUGUAGAAAGAAUUUCAUAUUUCACAUUUCAAAUAUUCUCCAAUGAGAAAUAUUUUCAUUCAGUCUAUCAAAACUUAUGAAUUUCAUAUUUCAAAUAUUCUCUGAAGGGAAACAUUUUCUUUAGUCCAUCAAAGAUUAUGAAUUUUACAUAAACCUAGAUUGUAUUCCAUGGCAAGACUGGGCUAGUGUUAAAUCAUCCUUACAUUUUUUUGAUUUUUCCACAUGAAAUUACAUGUAAUAAGGAUGACCUUUUCAGAUCUGUGUUAAAAGGUUCCACCAAGAAUGUUUACUGCGUAUGCCUCCAGAGGUUUGUCUCCCCUUGACUGAGUAAGCUGCUGACCAUUCAUUUAUAUUCCAAAUGCAGCUCUCAGGCAUAAAUUGUAAUCUUUUCUACGAAAGUUAAGAUUUCCUUAAGUUAAGGAAGAUUUGUAAAACUUGGGCCUGGAGAUAUUCUUACAUGUCAUGCAAGUCUCUGUUGAGGCUUGUUAUAAAGCCAUGACAAGUCUCUGUUGAGUCUUGUUAUAAAGCCAUGACAAGUCUCUGUUGAGUCUUGUUAUAAAGCCAUGACAAGUCUCUGUUGAGUCUUGUUAUAAAGCCAUGACAAGUCUCUGUUGAGGCUUGUUAUAAAGCCAUGACAAGUCUCUGUUGAGGCUUGUUAUAAAGCAAUGAAAAGUCUCUGUUGAGUCUUGUUAUAAAGCCAUGACAAGUCUCUGUUGAGUCUUGUUAUAAAGCCAUGACAAGUCUCUGUUGAGUCUUGUUAUAAAGCCAUGACAAGUCUCUGUUGAGGCUUGUUAUAAAGCAAUGAAAAGUCUCUGUUGAGUCUUGUUAUAAAGCAAUGAAAAGUCUCUGUUGAGUCUUGUUAUAAAGCCAUGACAAGUCUCUGUUGAGGCUUGUUAUAAAGCCAUGACAAGUCUCUGUUGAGGCUUGUUAUAAAGCAAUGAAAAGUCUCUGUUGAGUCUUGUUAUAAAGCAAUGAAAAGUCUCUGUUGAGUCUUGUUAUAAAGCCAUGACAAGUCUCUGUUGAGUCUUGUUAUAAAGCAAACACAAGAUCAGUACACCUGUUCUUAUUUCAUUAAUAAAUCAUGGACAGCAAGACAUAAACAUCCCUAGAAAUGCCUAGUGAUAUGUACUAGACAAUAAAUACUUAUGAUAUAUAUACAAUAUUUUUUUACAACAAUAUCAUGUAAUGCAGAAGAUGAACCUGAUUAAGUCAUUAAUUGUAAUAUCACCUGUUGCUACCUUUGACAUAUGAUUAGACAUUAGGUCAUAUUGAUAUCCAUGGAAACACCAAGAUGAUGACAGUAUCACACUGUAAAUGAGUAUCUGGAA
Ylistrum balloti is the source of this 3186-nucleotide messenger RNA. RefSeq names its product ribonuclease P protein subunit p21-like. The coding region runs from base 2 to 388 and encodes 128 amino acids. The transcript is spliced from 4 exons. The record is from RefSeq and is a predicted model, not a curated record. Gene Ontology annotation, biological process: tRNA 5'-leader removal. Gene Ontology annotation, cellular component: nucleolar ribonuclease P complex. Lineage: Eukaryota; Metazoa; Mollusca; Bivalvia; Pectinida; Pectinidae.